Messenger RNA from Suillus bovinus, 3785 nucleotides. RefSeq lists its product as uncharacterized. The record is from RefSeq and is a predicted model, not a curated record. Gene Ontology annotation, biological process: manganese ion transport; intracellular calcium ion homeostasis; calcium ion transmembrane transport. Bases 168 to 3494 code for a protein of 1108 amino acids. Gene Ontology annotation, cellular component: Golgi membrane; plasma membrane; endoplasmic reticulum. NCBI's taxonomy places the organism in Eukaryota, Fungi, Basidiomycota, Agaricomycetes, Boletales, Suillaceae. The transcript is spliced from 14 exons. Gene Ontology annotation, molecular function: ATP binding; P-type calcium transporter activity; ATP hydrolysis activity.
GUCAGGACAGCGCUCGUCUUGUACUCGGCGGUUAAGUCUGUUCCACCAAUAGCGUCGUUUCAUCACCAGCGCCGUAAGCUCACUUUGCGCGACCGAGUUACGAAGUUUGCAGAACUUCAGAAGCACGCCAAACAGAAGAAGAUCUAUUUCUCGUGCUGACCAACAAGAUGUCCAAGUCGCGCCGCUCUCUCUCAAGUGCAGUGGGCAAGCGUUCAUCCCUGAUGUUCACCUCCAGCUCCAGCGCAACCGCCAGCGAGCUUUCCGUCGUUCCGGAGUCAUCCGUCGUGUCUACAUCUGCUCAUUCUAUAUUACCGGUCUCGUCUGCUCCAAUGCCUCAGGCAUACGCAUAUUCACACCAACGAAGCCCUUCUCCCCCAGCUUCGAGUUAUUUCCCAACUGUGUCCGCUAUACAGAGCGGUGAACCACAGCCUACACCAGGCGCCUCUACACAUUUUGCAUAUAGCACAACCCUUAGAAGACAUCAUGCCGAAGGCCCUGUUCUUCAAUUACCUUCGAAUUUCAGUGGGGUGACUUCUAGCGACGGACUACCAUCACUCUGGCAGAAGGCAAAGGGUGUCCUUGCACGCCGACUCUCGGACAGCACUGCGGAAACCCGUUAUGAACUGGUGUCAGCGGGAGAGUGGUCCAGCCAGUCGAGACUUCGAGAGGAUCGAGAUAGAAGGGACACUCCUUCUGCACGUUUUGCUCAUUGGACAGUUGAGGACACUCUCGCACACUUCAAGACAUCAGCAGUCUCUGGUCUUCCUAGUUCAUCAAUUCUGACGCUGCAGGAUACCCAUGGAUACAAUGAAUUCUCCGUAUCUAUGCCUGAGCCAGCUCUGCUCAAGUUUGCUAAGACCAUCUACGAGAGCCCACUCAUCCUGCUUCUAUGUGGCAGCGCUGUGAUUAGUGCGGUCAUGGGAAAUACUGAUGAUGCAAUCAGUAUCACGGUGGCAGUGCUCAUAGUAUUGACUGUUGGCUUUGUGCAAGAACAACGCUCGGAGAAAAGCCUGGAAGCGCUCAACAAGCUUGUGCCACACCACUGCCACGUAAUCCGUGAUCAGCGUGAUAUUCACAUUCUGGCCAAUGAGCUGGUUCCUGGAGAUAUUGUUGCGCUCUCAUCGGGAGACCGUGUUCCCGCGGAUAUGCGUAUCAUCAAGGCAGUUGACCUCGAAAUCGACGAGAGUAGUCUGACUGGUGAGACCAACGCACGUCGAAAGGAUUCCUAUCCUUGCGUCUCUCAAGUUUCUAUGCCCGCAACUGUUUCGAGUAGCCCAGAUAUCGCGCUAGCUGAACGGUCAUGCAUUGGAUACAUGGGAACUUUGGUUCGGAACGGUCACGGCAUGGGUGUCGUGAUCGCGACUGGCACUCAAACAGAAUUUGGUGUGAUCUUUUCCAUGAUGCAGGAUGUCGAGGAAAAACGUACGCCUCUUCAAUUGAGCAUGGACGAGCUGGCCAAGAAGUUGUCGGUCAUGUCUUUCGGCAUUAUUGGGGUCAUUUGCCUUAUUGGCAUGUGGCAGCAGCGGCCCUGGUUAGACAUGUUCACCAUCGGAGUAUCUCUUGCGGUAGCAGCCAUCCCAGAGGGCCUCCCUAUCGUCACGACUGUCACAUUAGCUCUUGGUGUAUUAAGAAUGUCGAAGAGAAAGGCCAUCGUAAAAAAACUUCAUUCCGUCGAAGCCUUGGGCUGCAUUUCUGUCAUCUGCUCUGACAAGACUGGCACCUUGACAAAGAAUGAACAGACAGUUACAGAGGUGUAUGUCGUUGAUGAGAACAUUCACGUGGAUGAACCUCGGUCAACAAUAUCCUCGGCAGUUAGGAAGCUUCUGGAAAUCGGCUCUUUAUGCAACAAUUCCUCGAUGUCCAAGGAUGGCGAAGGCAAAUACGUCGGACAGUCGACCGACGUAGCAUUGAUAAAUAUUUUGUCUUCAUUCAAUAUACCAGAUCAACGGCAGUAUUUCACCCGCCUUUCGGAAAAAUCUUUCAACUCGGAACAAAAGUACAUGGCCGUCAGCGGUAUUCACUCCUACUCCACAGCUGUCCAUUCAGGUCCUCACAGCGAAAUGUACUACAUCAAGGGAUCCAUUGACGCCAUUUUGGAUCGUUGCAAGUACUACUUUGUUACGGACAGCUCAACACCUGUCUUAGACGCUAGCACGCGCAGCCUCAUACUGAACAACGCUCAAGCAACAGCAUCACGGGGCCUCCGAGUAAUUGCUAUGGCUUAUGGAUACGGAUCUGUUGAUUCUCCACGUCAAGAUUCUGCACAACCGCAACACCGUGCCACCCAAUCGGUGUCAGCGUCGCGUACCCCGGUGCCUGACGAGGACAAGACCAAUCUAGUAUUUGUUGGGUUCCAGGCCAUGUUUGAUCCCCCACGCAAGGGAGUCGCGGAUGCUAUCGGCUUGCUCCAGAACGGCGGGGUACAAGUUGUUAUGAUCACUGGGGACGCCGAACAGACAGCCUUGGCUAUCGCCCAAAAAUUGGGGCUCCGUGUUGGCCCUACACAUGCUCAUGAUGCCCAGCUCCGCAAAUAUUGUCUGACUGGAAAGGAUCUCGACCAGAUGAGCCGUUCACAACUCAUCGAGCGGGUAGGCAGCGUGAGCGUGUUCGCGCGGACAACACCGCGACACAAAAUGGCAAUUGUUGAAGCCUUUCAAGCUCGUGGAGCUGUGGUAGCCAUGACUGGGGAUGGGGUCAAUGACGCGCCAGCGCUUAAAAUGGCAGACAUCGGUGUGUCGAUGGGGAAAAGUGGCACCGAUGUUGCGAAAGAAGCCGCCGAUGCUAUCCUUGUGGAUGACGAUUUCAGCACAAUAUUACCUGCUGUUGAGGAGGGCAAAGCGAUCUUUCACAACAUCCAAAACUUCUUGUCUUUCCAGCUCAGCACAGCUGCCGCUGCAUUGACGCUCAUUACACUUAGUACGCUGUUUGGGUUCAGCAACCCCCUCAACGCCAUGCAGAUACUUUUUAUUAAUAUUUUGAUGGACGGACCUCCAAGUCAAUCGUUAGGUGUCGACCCAGUAGAUCCAGCAGUUAUGCGAAGACCUCCACGGAAGAAAAACGAGUCAAUAAUAACGAAACGCCUGUUAUACCGCGUCCUUUUCUCAGCGGCUACCAUUGUCUGCGGAACCUCUUUCAUUUAUACCACUGCGUUGGGCGAUGAUCUUGUAUCGAGGCGGGAACAAACUAUGACUUUCACGUGCUUCGUCUUCCUUGAUCUUGUGUCUGCAGUGCAGAACCGCGGUCUUGGAUGCGGCUUGAUACAAAACAAGAUGCUUGUGACAACCGUAUCGGUGUCAUUCCUCGUCCAGCUGGCACUCAUUUAUGUUCCAUUUAUGCAAGCGAUCUUCCAGACAGAUGCUCUUGGUUGGGAGGACAUAUUGACCAUCUUUCUCAUAGCUGUAACGUCUUUCAUGUUACAUGAGGGACGGAGAUAUUUCGAGAGAGCGGUCCAGUCAAAAGAAACGUAUGCUAAUCUCGCGGAAGAGAUGGCGUGAUAUUUCUUUGAUGGAGAGGCUUAGUAUCUAGGCACGGAUAUAUAACUGAAUAGAGAGAUGGAUAACUAUAUUGUCUACAUUGUACUACACAUUAUAACCUUUUACAUACUCGAGAUCAAACUACCCACACAUAACUAUAGCACAAUUGGAAGCAUCUAAACUAAGUCAUCACUUUAUAGGGAGUGAAGGCUGGGGGAAUAAUCAUCCAGGAUGGCGCGCCAAGAGGGACUGCUCGAGGAGCAACACCAGUAGCAAGACGAGAUUGCGAGUAGCAUUCUGUACGGAGUUCCU